Serpula lacrymans var. lacrymans S7.9 is the source of this 601-nucleotide messenger RNA. RefSeq lists its product as uncharacterized. The transcript has 3 exons. The annotation marks the transcript as partial. Gene Ontology annotation, cellular component: preribosome, large subunit precursor. NCBI's taxonomy places the organism in Eukaryota, Fungi, Basidiomycota, Agaricomycetes, Boletales, Serpulaceae. The record is from RefSeq and is a predicted model, not a curated record. Gene Ontology annotation, molecular function: nucleic acid binding; zinc ion binding. Gene Ontology annotation, biological process: ribosomal large subunit biogenesis.
GACAGCUUUCAUGCACUUGAGCUUGAAAUCUUUCUGAUCUUGUCUUCGUUAUCUAUCCUUUCAACGUUUACCCCAUCCCUAGCAAGCAUAAUGGCGGAAGAGACACCCCAACAGCCGCUAUUUACAUGUCUCUCAUGCUCAAUCGCUUUUCUCUCUGCAGAAGACCAGAGGAUCCAUUAUCGCUCGGACCACCAUAGGUACAAUAUGAAGCGUCGAGUGGCCUCUCUUCCUCCCGUCAGCGUUGCAACUUUCAAUGAGAAGGUUAUCCAGAGGAGAACAGAGACCGCUAUCAUGUCAUCGCCCAAAGGCUCGAGUUGCGAAACUUGCGGUAAAACAUAUACCACUGAGGGUGCUUACCGAUCUCACAUCAACUCGAAGAAGCAUAAGGAGAACGAAGUCAAGGCUGCCUCUAGACCAAAAGUAGAUCUCGUAGAUCCCACAGAUCCCGAAACGCAGGGCCAACCAAACGGCGAAACCGUCGCCCCUGCUGCUGCCUCCUCCCCUCCCGCCUCACCUAAACCAUCCCCGCCGUUCUCGUCUUCUAAAGACGUCAGCACUCUCGUAGAUGCCGAUGCCUCCGAUGACGAAAUCACCCAAACUA